AUGUAUAUUCUAUUGAUUUUAUUCCUAUUACCAUCAUUUUCUUCUUCUCAAAGUAAUGAUUUUCAAACAAUUUGUCAAUCAGGUAUUCGUCAAGAUAAUACCAAUUACAUUCAUUGUGGUCGUAAACAAUUGAAAGAAAUACCAAAUUUUACUCGUAUAACAAAUACAUUUUAUGAUGAACUUGUUUUAAAUGAUAAUCAAAUAACUGAAAUAUCAACAAAUGCCUUUCAAGGUUUACGUGUUAAACGUUUAAAUCUAUCUGGUAAUAAAAUUCGUUCCAUAUCAUCUCAAGCAUUUAUUGAAUUAUCCAAUUAUCUUGAAGAAUUAACUAUUGAAUUUGAUUCAAAUUAUAUUACACAAAUUCCUGAUGCAAUAAAAAUCAAUUUAAUAAAUUUACGUUCUUUAAAAUUAAUCGAUUUAAAUCUUUCCAUAAUUAAAAAUUAUACAUUUAUUAAAUUUCGUAAAUUAGAAUAUUUAUCGAUUAUUAAAUCCAAUAUAAAAUCGAUUGAAUCGGAUGCAUUUAUCUCCUUAACAAAUUUACGUUAUUUAAAUCUUGAUCAAAAUCAAUUAAAUGAUUCAUCAUGGUAUUCCUUAACAAAAUAUUUAUAUAAUCUUGAAAAUUUAAUCUUAAGUCAAAAUAAAUAUAAUUCAUUAAAAUCAAGUAAUAUAACAUAUUUAAAAUAUCUUGAUUUAUCAUCGAAUGGUUUACAAAUAAUUGAUUCGAAUAUCUAUAAUUCAUUAGAGAAACUUUAUCUACAAAAUAAUGAAUUAAAUUCUUUACAAUUAAUAUUUUUAUUUCGGUUAAAUAAUUUAAAAGAAUUAAAUUUAGAUUUUAAUCGUUUGACAUUUUUACCGGAGAAAAUCUUUCAAACAAAUUCGUAUCUACAAGAUUUAUCAUUACAAGGAAAUGAUUUGAAUUAUUUAACAAAUUAUUCAUUCUAUGGUUUGAAAUAUUUAAAACAUUUAAAUUUAGCACGGAAUCGUUUACAAUUUUCAUCGAGUUUUCAACCAUUUCAAUCACUUAAAUCGUUGGAAAUAUUAAAUCUUGAUAGAAAUUUACAAAUGAAUUUAACAAAACCAAUUCUUGAAGAUUUAUCAUUAAGUUUGACUGAAUUAUCAUUACAAAAUUGUAAUUUAACACAAAUAAAUUAUUCAUUUGAAUUUUUAAUUAAACUUCAACGUUUAAAAUUAUCGUCGAAUUAUUUAAAAGCUUUACCAAAUUAUUUUCUGAAUAAUUCUGUUAUAUCAAUUGAUUUACAAAGAAAUUUUUUUCAUUCAAUACCAAAUUUAUUUCAAAAUCAUUCAUCAGCUAGUUUAAGUGAUAUUGAUCUUAGUUCAAAUCAAAUAUCGACAAUAGAUGAAAAUGAUUUUCGAAAAUUUCUAAGAUUAAAAACAAUCGGUUUAACAGGAAAUCCAUUAAAUUGUGAUUGUCAUCUACGAUGGAUUAAACAAUGGUUAAAAAAUAAUUAUGAACAAGAUUUAAUGAAAUUUUUACAAUGGACUUGUGAUAAACCAAAAAAUCUUUUAGGUAAACAAUUAACAACGAUACAUGAACAAGAUAUGAUAUGUUAUGAAAACAAAUAUACUGAAGAAGAUAUAACAACAAUAUUUCCAUCAACGAAUAUUCCGCUGACAUCAAUUGAAAAUAUUAAUCUAUCUACUUCAACAAUUGAAACAUUAUCCAAUAGCUUAAUAAUUAAAGAUAUUGUAUUUAAUUCAAAUGAUAUAUUAAUUAUCUCAUGGGAAUAUAUGUCAUUACGAUUACCGAAAUAUUAUCAAAUACAAAUAUAUAAUGAAAAUCAUAAGUAUUUAAUAUUUCAUCGUUUAAUUGAUGGUCGACAAAAAUCAAUUGAAAUUGAUAUAUCAUCUCAUCUUACAAAUUAUCCAAUGACUUACAUUAUCUGUAUUAAUCUUCGACAGAAAAAAACUUGUCGAAAUAUAAUUUUACAAACAAAUAGAAAUUCAAUAAAAUCAGCAUCCAUUAUUUUAUCACCAGAUAAACAAAAUAAUGAACAAUUUGUUUAUCUUCUUGGUGGUAUACUUCUUGGAGCUGUUCUUGUUUGUUUUAUAUUAAUAGUUAUAUGUUACUGUCGUUUACGUCAACAUUCAAAAGACAAGAAAAAAUUAUCAAUAAAUUCAAAUGAAAAAAUCCCGAAAACUUUUUAUUAUCAUCCAUUAAAUGUAAUUAGUUACCCACAACAACAAAGUAAUACAACAAGUGAAUGUUCAUUACACUCAUCAACGGAUACAACAAGUCAUUUAACUAAUGAUUCGUAUCAUGUAUAUCAAAAAAUACCAUCUGUACAUAAUUGUCAAAUACAUUCAACAAGGACACAUGUUCUAGUUUAA
Molecule: messenger RNA, 2349 nt
Organism: Adineta steineri
Lineage: Eukaryota; Metazoa; Rotifera; Eurotatoria; Adinetida; Adinetidae
Source: the annotation of a GenBank genome assembly